Amphimedon queenslandica is the source of this 557-nucleotide messenger RNA. RefSeq lists its product as uncharacterized. The transcript has 6 exons. Bases 75 to 557 code for a protein of 160 amino acids. NCBI's taxonomy places the organism in Eukaryota, Metazoa, Porifera, Demospongiae, Haplosclerida, Niphatidae. The record is from RefSeq and is a predicted model, not a curated record.
AAAGAUCAGAUAUCACAAGCAUAACAUCAAAGAUUAUUGGAAACACAUUUGUAGGAGCAAGUUCAAGUAGUAAAAUGCACUCAACAGUAACAAGUUAUGGAACACAGUCAACAGUUACAAGUACUGUAAUGCCACCAAAUAGUGGAUCUAUGAUUUCAAGCUUAUUGUUUUCAAUUUUUGGUGCUAUUGGUGCUAUAGUAAUUGCAUGUAUCAUAGCAGUGAUUGUAAUUCUGGCCUGCAUUAUGUAUAGAAGGAAAAGUAACAGUGUAAAGAAAAAAGAAAGGGAUAUAAAUGAUGACACAGAAGUUGAGUUGAGAAACACAAACAAUCUACAAUCGACUGGAUUCGAGUUGUAUGCAGUACCAACUGCUGGAGGACAGUCUAUUGAAAGUCAGUACAGUGUCAUUAGGAAAGGUGAUAUAAUGGAAUAUGAAGAAGUACCUCCAUCAAUACCUCCUCAAUAUAAUUACAAGGAAAUAAAUGAUGAAGAGAAUGGACAAAGCCCCAUCUACUCUACAGUCAAUGCAAAUCAAGUGAGUAUAUUUCUGCUUAUAUAA